CGUAUUAUAUUAUUUUGUAUGUAAUAAAUGGACUGACUUUGUAUUAAGGUCGAAAAACAUGGAAAUCGACGGAAGCUAGAACCCCAACCGAACCGGAGCUGCCCAAGUUGCCACCCACCACCGUUGGUAUCUCCGUUCCAUUCUCCUCCAAAAUUUGAGCAAAAUGAUGCGGUUGCAGACGUAUGCAGGUCUUAGUUUAAUUGCCACUUUGGCUAUUACAUAUCAUGCAUUUAACAGCAGAAGCCAGUUUUAUCCGGCAAUGGUUUAUUUAGCAACUUCCAAGAUCAGUUUAGUGCUUCUUCUCAACAUGGCUCUAGUCAUCAUGUGUGUUUUGUGGCAGUUAACUAAAAAGGUGUUUCUUGGUUCUCUUCGGGAGGCCGAGGUUGAGAGGCUUAAUGAGCAAGCAUGGAGGGAGGUUAUGGAAAUCCUCUUUGCAAUUACUAUCUUUAGACAGGAUUUCUCUAUUACAUUCCUUGCCAUGGUUACGGCACUCUUGUUAAUCAAGGCCUUGCAUUGGUUGGCUCAGAAGAGAGUAGAGUACAUAGAGACUACACCUUCCGUGUCUGUGUUGUCUCAAGUUCGAAUCGUAUCUUUUUUGGGGUUCCUUCUUCUUCUUGAUGGAGCGUUUUUGUACAGUUCAGUGAAGCAUUUACUUGCAACCAAGCAGGCUUCGGUUUCGAUCUUCUUUUCUUUUGAGUACAUGAUACUAGCAACAACAACAGUAUCCAUUUUUGUAAAAUAUAUUUUCUAUGUCAGUGACAUGCUUAUGGAGGGGCAAUGGGAAAAGAAACCGGUCUUCACGUUUUACUUGGAACUUGUUAGGGACUUGCUUCACUUGUCUAUGUAUAUGUGCUUCUUUCUGGCAAUCUUCAUAAACUAUGGUGUUCCUUUGCACUUAAUAAGGGAGCUAUACGAGACAUUUAGGAACUUCAAAGUUCGUAUUUCAGAUUAUCUACGUUAUCGUAAGAUCACUUCUAACAUGAAUGAUCGGUUUCCAGAUGCAACCCCUGAAGAGCUUAAUUCAAAUGACUUAACCUGUAUCAUCUGUCGUGAAGAGAUGACUACUGCAAAGAAACUUAUAUGCGGUCAUCUUUUUCAUGUUCAUUGCCUCCGAUCAUGGCUAGAGCGGCAGCAUACUUGCCCUACCUGCAGAGCACUGGUUGUCCCAUCAGAAAAUGGACCAACUGCUACUGGGGGACAACAAAGACCACAGUCAGAUGCUAAUCGACAAGGGGAAGGCACUGGAAGCUCAGCUCAAACUGAGGUUGGCGAUGGGGUGGCUCGUGAUAAUUUGAGUCGGCAUCAAGCAAGACUUCAAGCUGCAGCAGCUGCAGCUUCAAUAUACGAGAAGUCUUAUGUUUACCCUUCUCCAACUUUUGCAUGUUAUCCCCCGAUUCAUAGAUCAGUGGUUCAAUCAUCUAAUAAUGCUGAGCUUGAUGGAGAACAAGUUUCCAGUGAGCAAGCACAAAAGCAGUUUGUGAUCCCCGGUGGACCAAUGAAUGCGUCCUCUUCUCCAGUGCAAAGCUUCUACGUUCCACCAUCUCAAACACAUGCAGCCCACAUGACUUAUGGAGAGGGAUCCCAGCUGGGAGCUCAAACAAAACUCCAGAACGAGAAAACAAAUGUUGACAAAAGUGUAGGUGAGGACACGUCGUCAGUAUCAGAUAGCAGAGGCAAACACAUGGCUGCCUCUUCAUCUGUAUCUGUAUCAGGUCAUGAUGAGAGCCCUUGACAGCAAAGCAUAAUGUUUUUACUUACUUAUUGCUAUACCAUGCAGCAACUGCCUAAUGUAUAUUUACAUGAAAUGAUAGAGUAUGAUAGAUUAUGAUUAUCCGUAACAUGUGAAACCAUGUAACUUUUUUUGACGGAACCAUGUAACUUAAUUCUGCCUAAAUGUAUGCAGCAAUUUUUUAAUAAUUCUUUGGCCAACGCAAGGAAUUUACAGGACAUUUUAGAU
Medicago truncatula (barrel medic) is the source of this 1957-nucleotide messenger RNA. RefSeq names its product ERAD-associated E3 ubiquitin-protein ligase HRD1A. Gene Ontology annotation, cellular component: endomembrane system. Bases 164 to 1732 code for a protein of 522 amino acids. The record is from RefSeq and is a predicted model, not a curated record. Gene Ontology annotation, biological process: proteasome-mediated ubiquitin-dependent protein catabolic process; ERAD pathway. Gene Ontology annotation, molecular function: ubiquitin protein ligase activity. The transcript is spliced from 8 exons. Lineage: Eukaryota; Viridiplantae; Streptophyta; Magnoliopsida; Fabales; Fabaceae.